UGGGCUGGUUUCCUACUUAGGAGCAGCUCUUCCUCCUGGGCAAGGGGCUGUUGGAGACCCCAAGGAGAGUGGGCUGCCUGCCUCCAUAACAGAACUUUCUUCACCUGGCAACUCUGGAACUCGGCUGACUGUUGCAUCACCUCCUGUUCCAGAGGAGGCUGGGAUUCUCUUUGCUCCGUGGCAGCCGGACCUCUCUUUGCAAGAAGCCACUUUGCACCCGUGUUUCUGAGCUUGGGCAAGCACAGGACAAUGGUAACGAUCGAGUCAGAGUCCGAUUUCUAUGACGUCUUUGAGAUUCUGGGGAAGGGCACGUUUGGGGAGGUCGUGAAGAGCUGGAAACGGAGCACUGGGGAGAUGGUGGCCAUAAAAAUCCUGAAGAAUGACUCCCACCGCAGCAGGAUCAUCAAGAAUGAGCUGAAGCUGCUGCAGACCAUGUCCGAGGUGGAUUCCGAGGAAUCUCACAUCGUCCAGUUCCACGAAUUCUUCCACGACGAGCUCAAGUUCUACCUGGUCUUUGAGCUCCUGGAGCAAAACCUCUUCGACUUCCAGAAAGAGCACAACUUCUCUCCAUUGCCGGUCCGGCACAUCCGCACAGUGACCACGCAGGUGCUGAGAGCCCUGGCCAAGUUGAAAGAGCUGUCAAUCAUCCACGCUGACCUGAAGCCAGAGAACAUCAUGCUGGUGGACCAGGUGAGGUAUCCUUUCCGGGUCAAGGUGAUUGAUUUUGGAUCGGCCAGCAUCUUCAACGAAGUGCGCUAUGUCAAAGAGCCUUACAUCCAGUCCCGAUUCUACCGGGCCCCAGAAAUACUGCUGGGGUUGCCAUUCUGUGAGAAGGUGGACAUGUGGUCCCUGGGGUGCGUGAUGGCCGAGCUGCACCUUGGCUGGCCCCUCUACCCUGGGAACAAUGAGUAUGACCAGAUCCGGUAUAUCUGCGAGACCCAAGGCAUGCCCAGGCCCACCCUCCUGAACGCAGCCCGAAAGGCCCACCUCUUCUUCAAGAGGAGCCAGCACCCCGAGGUGGUGAACUCCUGGCAGCUGAAAACCCCAGCAGAGUAUCUGGCUGACACCAAAGUGAAGUCUGUGGAGAGGAGAAAGUACGUGCUCAAGUCCCUGGACCAGAUGGAGACGGUGAACAUCCACAAGAUGAUCUACCCGGACACAGAGGCCCUGGCUGAAUAUUUUGACCUCCGAAGCAUGGUGGAGCUCAUCAAACGGAUGUUGACCUGGGAUUCUCACGAGCGCAUCACUCCCAGCGCAGCCCUGAAACACCCCUAUAUCUCCACCCAACCCCUGAAGCAGAACUAUGAUCUCACCCAGUACUACCAGUUCUGCCUGAGGAGCCUCCGGGAGUCGCUGCCCAGCCAUGGCAAGGCUUCCGAGGAGGAAACACAACAUUACAAUGCCAUGGAGGAGGACCGCUUCUACAGCCGGGAGGAAAGCGCUCAUGGCAUCCAGGGCACCACCAGCCAGUUGGACGAGCUCAGUAUUGCUGAAGCCAGCCGGGAGGUGCCCCUAAAGGUGUGGGGCGAAGGGCCCAGCGGGGGAGGCUAUGAUCCCAUUCUGGACCCGGCAGAGGCGGUGGCAAAUCGGCAUAGAGUGGCCCACCAGAGCCUCCGGCUGCGUCAUGAGCAGGCCCAGCAGGAACCCAUCCCAGCUUACUACCGAAGCCGGCCCGGCAGCCCCAGGCACCACAAGGCCUCUCACCAUGUGAAGUCAGACCCCACUUUUGAGAACCUGAUCCUUCUGGGGCAGUACACGCCGGAAGACCCCCAUGGCUGGGAGAAGGAAAGCAAUGCCAGUGCCACUUCCUUACCAGAGUCCGGUGCCCUGGAGGAGGCGAGCUAUCCCAAAGGCCUGGUCCUCUCACCCACCACACAGGCCACCCAUGAAGCUGCCUCAGUAUCCCAAGUCCACUGUGGUCUUUCCCAUGUGCUCGUACUCAUCCUGAGCAGCAUCUCUGGGGAAGAAUGCUCAUCCCCCCCCCAGUACUUGCAGGUCCAGUUCAGAAACCCCUCAUCAAAGCCAAGGGGGGGCACUGGCUGUCUUAGCCAGAGGCCAGUUGGCAUCCUCCCCCUCCCCCAGUGGGCUUGCAGGGAGUUAUGGGAGCAGCAGCACUCAUGACAGGCUGCAAAGGCAACCACAGAAUCUGCACACUCCAGGCUCAGUUUGGACACCCCUCUCGGAAAAAAGGAAUAUACCACAACUACCCUGAGGGGGUCUUUUGUUGAAUUGUUCAUGCAACCCCCCCAUCCCUGGCCCCUGUGGCUGAUCCUUCUCAUCUUCUAUGAAGCUUGGCAAAGUGCUCUUUUCCCAGCAGCCCAGCUCCCCCCCCCAGUUUGCAGAGGGGGUGUGCAGGUAGAAACCAAGGGUGGCCCAACCAAUCUUGUCAAGAGAGUGAAGAAGAGAAAGAUGG
Molecule: messenger RNA, 2413 nt
Organism: Crotalus tigris (Tiger rattlesnake)
Lineage: Eukaryota; Metazoa; Chordata; Lepidosauria; Squamata; Viperidae
Gene: HIPK4
Product: homeodomain interacting protein kinase 4
Exons: 2
Coding region: 250-2121 (623 amino acids)
Biological process (GO): peptidyl-serine phosphorylation; peptidyl-threonine phosphorylation
Cellular component (GO): cytoplasm; nucleus
Molecular function (GO): protein tyrosine kinase activity; ATP binding; protein serine/threonine kinase activity
Source: RefSeq, a predicted model, not a curated record